This is a messenger RNA of Emys orbicularis (European pond turtle), 678 nucleotides long. Its product is annotated as serum amyloid P-component-like. The transcript has 2 exons. NCBI's taxonomy places the organism in Eukaryota, Metazoa, Chordata, Testudines, Emydidae. The record is from RefSeq and is a predicted model, not a curated record. Bases 1 to 678 code for a protein of 225 amino acids. Gene Ontology annotation, biological process: innate immune response. Gene Ontology annotation, molecular function: complement component C1q complex binding.
AUGGAGAAGCUGCAGCUUUGGCUCCUCGUCCUCGCUGGCCUCUCGGGAGCCGUCGCCCGGUCAGAUCUCUAUGGGCAGGUGUUUGUUUUUCCAAAGGAGUCUGCUGAUGCCCACGUUAUCCUGAACAUGAAUAACAGUGGUCCUCUGCAGACCUUCACCGUGUGUCUGAGAUACUUCACUGACCUGACCCGGCCCUACAGCCUGUUCUCCUACACUGCCAGGGCCAGAGACAACGAGAUCCUCCUCUUCAAAGAGAAGCCCGGGGAGCUCAGCCUGAGUGUUGGGGGGGAAUCAGUGAUCUUCAAAGUCCCAGAAAACAAAGGCACAAGCACUGGCUGGGAGCACAUCUGUGCCAGCUGGGAGUCCGCCACCGGCAUAGCCGAGCUCUGGAUGAACGGGAGUCCCUUACCCAGGAAGGGGCUGAAGAAAGGCUACUCUGUCAGCAACCAGGGUGUGCUCGUCCUGGGGCAGGAGCAGGACACCCCGGGGGGUAGAUUUGAUGCCAAGCAGUCAUUUGUAGGGGAAAUUGCUGAUGUGUACAUGUGGGACCGUGCCACCCCAAUUGCUGCAAUGCAGGCUGCCAAUGAUGAUUCGCAGCUACCCCCCUCCAUUGUGGGCUGGGGCAGUUUGCAGUAUCAAAUAAAGGGUUACGUGGUACUGAAACCCAUGCUGGCAUAA